Messenger RNA from Castor canadensis (American beaver), 1338 nucleotides. RefSeq names its product exosome component 7 (gene Exosc7). Gene Ontology annotation, biological process: nuclear polyadenylation-dependent rRNA catabolic process; rRNA catabolic process; U5 snRNA 3'-end processing. Gene Ontology annotation, molecular function: mRNA 3'-UTR AU-rich region binding. The record is from RefSeq and is a predicted model, not a curated record. Gene Ontology annotation, cellular component: cytoplasmic exosome (RNase complex); nuclear exosome (RNase complex). Lineage: Eukaryota; Metazoa; Chordata; Mammalia; Rodentia; Castoridae.
GCUGCACGGCAGCAUGGCGUCUGUGGCGCUGAGCGAGGCAGAGAAAGUGUACAUCGUGCAUGGCGUCCAGGAAGACCUCCGUGUGGAUGGCCGUGGCUGUGAGGACUACCGGUGUGUUGAAGUGGAAACUGAUGUGGUGUCCAACACUAGUGGAUCUGCCAGGGUCAAGCUGGGUCACACAGACAUCCUGGUGGGAGUGAAAGCAGAAAUGGGGACACCGAAGCUGGAGAGACCAAAUGAAGGCUACCUGGAGUUUUUUGUUGACUGUUCAGCCAAUGCUACCCCUGAAUUUGAAGGUCGAGGAGGUGAUGACCUUGGCACAGAGAUCGCUAACACCCUGUACCGGAUAUUUAACAAUAAGAGCAGUGUUGACCUGAAGUCCCUCUGCAUCAGUCCUCGGGAGCACUGCUGGGUCCUCUACGUGGAUGUGCUGCUUCUGGAAUGUGGUGGAAAUUUGUUCGAUGCCAUCUGCAUUGCUGUGAAGGCCGCUCUCUUCAGCACAAGGAUACCAAGGGUUCAUGUUCUAGAGGAUGAAGAGGGGUCGAAGGACAUUGAACUGUCUGAUGAUCCUUACGACUGCAUCCGACUAAGUGUGGAGAAUGUCCCCUGCAUCGUCACUCUCUGCAAGACCGGCAAGCGAGUGGGCAAGGUGCUGCAUGCCUCCCUGCAGAGCGUUCUACACAAGGAAGAAAGCCUGGGGCCCAAGAGGCAGAAGGUUGGAUUUCUGGGGUGACUGGCAUGCAACCCCUGGACUAUUUGUUUUUUACUUUUGCAUUUAAACCGAAGUUUGUAUAUAUUUUUCUUAAUUGUAAUGCAUCGAAGGCAACAUUUGUACACACAAAAUUAAAGUCUAUUUUCUGGUCUGGUUUGGUAUUGCUAAGUUCUUCAGCUGCAUGCCCUGACACCAUUCAAUUCAGAGAUCUACUGCCAAGAGAGAGGGACAGGGGCCUCCAGGGAGAUUCCUGACAACAGAGUUCAAAAUGAUGACUGCGAACACUGUACUAAAGACCUGGCAGAAAGUGGCUUAAAGGAAGUGCUUAUGCUACAUGUUUUGUGGUUUUUUGUUCUUUUUUUUUUCUUUCCCCUCUGUAGAACUUCAAAAUAAGAAUAACAAAGAGCAGUUACUUACUUUGUGUAUUUGGUGCUUCUAUGGCAGGGAGAAGGGAAGCCCACUGCCUCUUGGGUGCCCAGCCUGGCUGGCCAGCCUUCCUGAGUCCUGCAUCCAAGAGAUCCGGGCGGAGCUCCUUCAGGCCAGGAGCUCGGCCAACUUCUCUUAUCACUCUGGUUUUGCAGUUGUUUUAUAACCACUCCUUGGUGUUUUGUAAGAUUUCAUGUUAU